GCCCCGCCCCGGCCGGCCCGAAAUGGCGGCGGCGACCCUGACCCGUGAGGGUGGGGAAGAUGCGUUUCGUCGGCUCUUUCGCUUCUAUCGGCAGCGCGACGCGUCCGACCUGCGGGGCGUGGUGGACUUCUCUGCGCCGGGGGGCCAGGUGUUCAGAUCACAGCUCAGUAUUUCUUCAGUCAGUGAUCAAGAUGCUUACAGAGCAGGAUUACAGCCAGUUAGCCAGUGGAAAGCCUAUGGCCUCAGUGGGUAUCCAGGGUUUAUUUUCAUAGCAAACCCUUUCCUUCCUGGCUGCCAGCGUCACUGGGUGAAGCAGUGUCUCAAGCUGUACCCUGAGAAACCCAAUGUCUGCAACCUGCACCUGCACAUGGCUCCUGAGAAGACCACUGACCUGUGGGGACAGAGCAAAGAGCAGCUGAGAAGGAAAGGUUCCAGUAAAAGGGAGCCCAGGAGCCUCUUGGAGAAGCUGCGCUGGGUGACCCUUGGUUACCAUUAUAACUGGGAUACUAAGAAGUACUCAGCAAAUCACCACACUCCUUUCCCCUCAGACCUUGCAUUCCUAUCAGAGCAAGUGGCUGCAGCCUGUGGGUUUCGGGGUUUCCAGGCCCAAGCAGGGAUCUUGAACUACUAUCAUUUUGACUCUUCCCUGGGAAUUCAUGUGGAUGAGUCUGAGCUUGACCAUUCUCGGCCCCUGUUAUCAUUCAGCUUUGGGCAAUCCUCAAUAUUUCUGCUGGGGGGCCUGAAGCGGGAGGAGGCGCCGACAGCGAUGUUGAUGCACAGCGGGGAUAUCAUGGUGAUGUCCGGCUUCAGCCGCCUGCUGUACCACGCUGUGCCCCGGGUCCUGCCCAACCCCGAGGGGACAGCUCUGCCUUCCUGCCUCCACCAAGCUCUUCCUUCAGACCUUCCUGCUGGCUCAGUCCUUGAGCACAGCUCUGAUGAGGACUGGCAGGUGUGUGCCAAGUACCUGCAGUCCUCCCGCAUCAACAUGACUAUUCGACAGGUGUUGGCUGAGGGCCAGAAAUUUCCAGAGGAAUCUGGGACAAAUGGAAAGGGCCAAGCACCCUCUGAAGACAGUUAUCAUGAGAACAGCAAAGCCAAAAGACACAAACCAAACAGAGUCAGCUGAGACCAGGCCAUCAUACUGACAUGGACCAGACAGGCAAUCUCCAUAUGGAAAUAGGAACUGGCUUAAUACUGGAAGUACUUGUCUGUAUUGUGGUUAAUAAACUUGUGCAGAAUAAAUGUAGUCCUUCUUGCUGUAAUAAAUAGGUAGGAGGAGAAAAAGAAUGUCAGAGGAAAAGAAGGAUAAGUUCGGGACUGGGACUCAGGAGAUUAACUCUAUUGGCAUUUUGUUGCAAAUGUUUACUGUAUUCUGUUUCCUUUAAAAUUCCUGUAUGUCAAAGAACUUUAAGCUUGGUUAAGCUUGAAUGGUUUAAGCUUUCAGUGAAGCUUGGUUUAAGCUUUAGGAGUGAUGCUUAUAAAGUAUUUUGAAAUCAGUGGGCAGAGAGCGUUAGCAGAAGAUACAUAAUUGCAAUGUGAUAGAGCAUCCUGUUGGGCUUGUAAAGCUCAGCUGAAGCAAAGUAACAAGUAUGGAUGAGAAUCGGCUGCUAUGGGUGUAAGACCUACCUGCAGCAUUUUCAAGGUAAUUACUUCUACAGCAAAAAUGGGUUCAGUGGUCAGAAACUGGCAGCUCCCUCAAGCAACACCUGCUGUAAGCUUUUGUAGUCCUGUGCUCUCCUUUUGCCUGCUUGCAUCCCCUCAGCUGCAGCAGAAUCUGCUUUUCUGAAUGGUACUGAACAUCUUAUCUCAGAUUUUAGAGAGAAACAGUUGGGAGCAAUAUCUAUUUAGAAUAUCUAGUAGCUCCCAACUGGGUCUCCUCCAUAUGUGACUGAGCCCAACAUCGCCGUUCUUUCAAAACUGCCCUCUCCUAAGUGCCUGUGUGUUACAGUUCUCCAGUCCCAAGCUAGCAUUUAUAAGGAGCAGGAUGACUUGCAAAUAAAAGCAUUGAAGCUGUAAAUUAAGUACCUAAAAAAUUAAUCAGUGACUAUCUCUGUCACCCAAAGAUAAAUAUAUUGAAACAAAGAAAAGCACUAGCUCUUGUGCUAGUUCUUUUUAAGAUUCAGACCAUCCUAUCUACUUUUUAAUGCAGUUUUAAUUGUUGGAGUGGAAUGUGCUAUCCCUGGGGUAUUUUGUUGCACUUUGACAAUGAAUAAACUUACUUGGUUUUAAAUUAAAGAUCUCUAUCAGUUUU
Messenger RNA from Zonotrichia albicollis (white-throated sparrow), 2251 nucleotides. RefSeq names its product alkB homolog 1, histone H2A dioxygenase (gene ALKBH1). The record is from RefSeq and is a predicted model, not a curated record. Lineage: Eukaryota; Metazoa; Chordata; Aves; Passeriformes; Passerellidae. Gene Ontology annotation, cellular component: cytoplasm; nucleus. Gene Ontology annotation, biological process: oxidative RNA demethylation. Gene Ontology annotation, molecular function: broad specificity oxidative DNA demethylase activity; oxidative RNA demethylase activity; ferrous iron binding.